UAAAGUAUUCUCUGAAGUCACCGGAGCAAUACUCACUGAACUGAGAAAACACAGCCUGAGAGAGGCAGCGAUUCUUAGAAUAUUAGUUUCAGCUGUUAAGAUACGGAGCAACUUUGAGGUGGAAGCAAGCUGUCUGUUUGUCCAUCAUGAAAGAGACGGCAGCAAUAAUGAUCGUCUUAUCAGGACUGUGUCUUCUAGCUUCCUGUUUUCCUCGUCUCUACAUCCUUGUGGAAAAGCCAUCGACCUGGGAUAAAGCUCAGAGCUACUGCAGGGAAAAGUACACCGACCUGGCCUCUGUGCAUAAUGAGCGAGACUUGGCUAAGCUCAAUACACUUAUAGAAAAUAAUUCCAGCGUCUGGAUCGGACUGAAACCUGUCACUAAGGCAUGGACGUGGUCUCUGCAAAACCAGAGUUACUAUGGUGACGGAGAGGCUGAUUUCAGGGUGUGGGCUGUUGGUGAACCCAGUGCACCUCAAUACUACACACUUUGUGUGUCUAUGGGGGGUGACGGGCAUUGGAAAGAUGAGUUGUGUGAAGCAAAGUUCACCUUCCUCUGCUGCAACAAAAGCGCAGAGAACACUUCAUCAAGCUUCAUCUUUGUGAAUGAGUCCAAGACCUGGAAGGCGGCUCAGAGCUACUGCAGGCAGCACUACACUGACCUGGCCAGUGUGAGGAACCAAUCUGAGAAUGACCUGAUGAAGGACAAAGUGCCAAGUGGACAUCAAAUGUGGAUCGGCCUCUACAGAGACACAUGGAGCUGGUCAGAUGGGAGCGUACAUUCUUUCACUAACUGGGCUCCCAGUUCACCAUCCAUCUCAACUGAACACUCUUGUGCCUUUUCAAAGUUGGGCAAAUGGUAUAAUCUUAACUGCAGCAUCGAGCUGAACUUUGUAUGUUACACUGCUCCUGCAAUGAAGAGGCAGGUGGUGAAGGUGGUGCUGAAGAAAAAACACGGCCCCUCUGUGGACAUGGACAAGCUGAAGGAAGACAUCUUGGAAGGGUUUAACAAGAGACUCAAGGAUCGUGGCCUGAAUGAAGACGUUGAGCUGAGAUGGGUGAAGCAGCCUGAUGGGAAGAUCUUCCACAAGGAAGAAAAAGAGAAGAUGGAGGAGAAGAGUUGUGACAGGGAUACUAACAAAUUAUUGAAGUGAAUGGACAAAUGCAAUUAAAUUCACAAAAGAUGAUUGAUUUUUGAUCCUGUAUAGCUAAGCUUGUGUUUUUCAUGCUAUUACACUCCAUUCAAUUUAGAUGCACUGACACAUUAAGUUGUAGGAUCAGCUUCUAAUAUUGUAACACACACACACACACACACACACACACACACACACACACACACACACACACACACACACACAUGCACACACACAGGGUUUAAUUGAUAACUGCAUUAAUCACUGCUUCAAUGUGUUUGUCUUGGUUUUAUUUCCAUGGUUAUUCUGCAUUACUCUUUAAUGUGAGUCACUUGUGCUCAUUAGUGUAGUGAUAUAUAAUGAUUAUGAUAAUGAUUACAAUGGUUAUGAUCAUUAAGAAAGUAAAAUGUAUGGAGGCUGUAACUACAGAUUAAUAAAACAAUGAUAAAAUAA
Molecule: messenger RNA, 1583 nt
Organism: Dicentrarchus labrax (European seabass)
Lineage: Eukaryota; Metazoa; Chordata; Actinopteri; Moronidae
Product: lymphocyte antigen 75-like
Exons: 6
Coding region: 147-1151 (334 amino acids)
Source: RefSeq, a predicted model, not a curated record